AUGUCGUUUGGGUCCAUCUCUUGGGAGGCACAUACAACGCUUGCUAUCGCCAUGAAUCGCAUCGGUGGCAAAUCUAACACUGGUGAAGGUGGCGAGAAACCGGAGCGCUAUGCGAAAAACCAAGAUCCAAAUAACAAUCUACGGUCGGCUAUUAAACAGGUUGCUUCUGCUCGUUUUGGUGUCACAUCUGCUUAUCUGGCGAACGCCGAUGAACUUCAAAUCAAAAUGGCGCAAGGUGCAAAACCUGGUGAAGGUGGUGAAUUACCUGGUCAUAAAGUGACAAAGGAUAUUGCUGAUACGCGUAAAUCGACACCGGGUGUUGGAUUGAUCUCACCGCCACCCCAUCACGAUAUCUAUUCCAUUGAGGAUCUCGCUCAAUUGAUCUACGAUCUCAAAUGUGCCAAUCCUGAGGCACGUGUUAGUGUGAAACUUGUUUCUGAAGCAGGUGUUGGUAUUAUCGCAUCAGGUGUUGUGAAAGGUUACGCCGACCAUCUCACAAUCUCGGGACAUGAUGGCGGUACUGGAGCCUCGAGUUGGACCGGUAUCAAGCACGCUGGCCUACCUUGGGAACUUGGUGUUGCCGAAACUCAUCAGGUGCUAACUAUGAACAAUCUCAGGAGUAGAGUAAUUAUUCAGGCUGAUGGACAAAUCCGAACUGGCCGUGAUGUGAUGAUAGCAGCUUUGUUGGGUGCGGACGAAUUCGGCAUGUCCACUGCACCACUGAUCGUGCUUGGCUGUACAAUGAUGAGGAAAUGCCAUCUGAAUACAUGCCCCGUCGGUAUUGCAACUCAGGAUCCUGUUCUACGUGCCCUGUUCGAAGGUAAACCAGAACAUGUGGUGAAUUUCAUGUUUAUGGUAGCCGAAGAAGUACGGUAUUUCCUUGCAAGGCUCGGUCUUCGAAAACUUGACGAUGCCAUUGGACGAACUGACCUUCUCUAUGCGAGUCCAAAUCCUGUGAACAAGAAAGCAACGCUCCUUGAAUUUGGCUCAAUUUUGAAGAAUGUCCACCAUAUGUACCCGCAUGUUUCUACGAAAGGAGGAACAGUGAAACAGAUAAUCGAACUGGGUGAACUCGAGCAGGAAAUUUUGAAAGAUCUGCAUCGGGUGCUGGAUGAUCCCGGCGAGCAUUUGGAGAUUUCUGGCAAAACCAUCACAAACUUAGACCGAGCGUUCGGCACCAGAAUUAGUUACGAGAUCUCGAAACGCUUUGGUGAAGAUGGACUUGAAGAACCAAGAUCGAUCAGAAUAUCCCUUCAAGGCUCCGCAGGACAGUCAUUCUGUGCUUUCCUCACCAAAGGUGUCACGGUUGAACUUGAAGGCGACGCUAACGACUACGUUGGAAAGUGUCUCUCCGGUGGAACUGUCAUCGUCUAUCCACCGAAAUGUGCACAAUAUAAAUCCGAGGAGAAUUCGAUUAUUGGUAAUGUCGCGCUAUACGGUGCCACUUCAGGUGAAUGUUGGCUGCGUGGAGUAGCUGGAGAGCGUUUUGCCGUCAGAAAUUCUGGUUCAAUAGCCGUGGUUGAAGCGGUAGGAGAUCAUGCCUGCGAAUAUAUGACUGGAGGCCGCGUCAUCAUCCUGGGAACAAUUGGACGGAACUUCGCUGCUGCAAUGAGCGGUGGAAUCGCUUUCCUCUUCAACCAAGGUGAUCCAUUCACUCAACGAAUAAACGUGGCAACUGUUGACUUGGAUGAACCUAACGAAGACGAUCUGGUCUUUGUCCGCCAAAGAAUCAAGCGCUUUGUUGAGCUGACUGGUUCGGAGGUCGGUCAACGUAUCCUUGACAACUGGCAGAAGGAACAUGCAAAAAUUAUCAAGGUGGGCACUUUAUGA
Molecule: messenger RNA, 1830 nt
Organism: Cooperia oncophora
Lineage: Eukaryota; Metazoa; Nematoda; Chromadorea; Rhabditida; Trichostrongylidae
Source: the annotation of a GenBank genome assembly